AUGGCCUUAAUCCAGAAGGGAGUGUGUUGUGUCUUUCACAGCCCUAACCACACUAUAAGCUCACUCAACCUCUCAUCAGCUGUUGUAUGCACCGCCACCAAUUACCAUGCCCCAAAGCCCCCAUCCAAAGCAAACCUUCAAUCAAUGACUCGUUCCAAAGCACCGAGGAUGUUGAAACCUCUAUCUGCGGCUCCCGUUCCACCGCCGCUUGACCUCACAGAAAACAACGUGAGCCAGGUUUUGGAGGACGCUCGACAGGAGCUAGGUCAAAUCUUUGACACCUCUGUUGGUAUGACAGGAGUGGUUGAACUAGCUGACUUGGAUGGACCUUUUGUGAAGCUUAGCCUUAGGGGUCGCUUUUGGCACAAGCGUUCCACGGUCCUUGCCAGAAUCGCCAAUUAUCUCAAACAGAGGAUUCCUGAAAUUUUAGAGGUCGAUAUAGAAGAUGAGAAACAAUUGGAUGAUAGUCCUGAGAAUUUUUAA
Molecule: messenger RNA, 483 nt
Organism: Sphenostylis stenocarpa
Lineage: Eukaryota; Viridiplantae; Streptophyta; Magnoliopsida; Fabales; Fabaceae
Source: the annotation of a GenBank genome assembly